Didymella exigua CBS 183.55 is the source of this 1234-nucleotide messenger RNA. Its product is annotated as Golgi apparatus membrane protein TVP18. The coding region runs from base 297 to 743 and encodes 148 amino acids. The transcript is spliced from 4 exons. NCBI's taxonomy places the organism in Eukaryota, Fungi, Ascomycota, Dothideomycetes, Pleosporales, Didymellaceae. Gene Ontology annotation, biological process: vesicle-mediated transport. The record is from RefSeq and is a predicted model, not a curated record. Gene Ontology annotation, cellular component: Golgi membrane.
CUUACUACCAGCGAUCAACAGCACCGCCACAACGCUCGCAAUUGCGCUGAACAACGCCGACCUUUGUCUGCAUAGCCCCAUCCUUACGCAACGCGAGUCGUACGCUUGUGCUUCUUCUGCCUGUGCCCGAGCAUCCGCAUUUCCGAUAGCCAAGUCGCCUGAUAGCCUAGCCCGAGAGCUGUCCUCAGCUUGUGCAGUCAACAAAGCUACUGCCAACGAGCUGCGAUCCUCCACAACCACUUUUGCGCGCGCACCACGACUAGUCACGAAGCUGCCACAAGCAUCGAAUCGCAAAUAUGACGCUUGCUGAGGAGUUCAAGUCGAGGAAUUUCAGCAUCUACGGUCAAUGGACUGGAGUGCUGUGCAUCGUCCUUUGCUUCGCGCUCGGAAUCGCGAACAUCUUCCACGCGACUUUCGUCAUCGCGUUCAGCAUCGUGUGCUUAGUAUCAGCCUUCCUCAUUAUCUUCAUCGAAGUCCCGCUCCUCCUCCGUAUCUGCCCGACAUCCGCCAAAUUUGAUACCUUCAUCCGUAAGGUCGAGACAAACUACAUGCGCGCUGGGUUCUACGCCGUAUUGGGCACCGUGCAGUGGAUUAGCAUCUGGCCCCAGGCGACAAGCUUGAUUGUUUGUGCUAUCUUCCUAACGCUCGCCGCCGUCUUCUAUGCGCUCGCUGGUUUCAAGGGCCAGGCGUUCCAGGGCAGCAAGACUCUGGGCGGACAGGGUGUCGCUCAGAUGAUCAUCUAAAAGAUGCAUUCGCUACAGGGCGAUAAGCAAACUAUUGCAGAGGACGCAAACACAUUUGUAGUCGUCGCUUGACGAUAGCGCCAUACAGUUUGAAGAUGAAUCGGCGCAAAAUGAGCCUAAGAAGGGCAAGGCGAGGCAUUGAUGGUAGUCAGAGGGAACAUUGUGUACCAACACUUGAUACCAGGGCGUUAUUUUGGUUUGACAUGUAGCUUUUGACGAAACGAGAUUACCACGAAUGGAUCGAUGCUGUUCAGUGUCUACAGAAGCAACUGUCGUGCACACUGUGGGGGCAUCGACGUAACUGUCUGGCUGGCUGGGGCCCACAUGACGGCAUAUACGAGUAGCAACAGUGUUAGCAGCCGCUGACGUCGCCGAGUUUAUCUUGAGACUUGAGCGCAACUGUCGAUUGCACGUCAAGAGCCUCAUGAAAGAUCUCAAAGCGCAUAAGAGCCACUAGCGUCUAUUUCCUAGGAAUGUCAAGGUCUGCCAGA